Molecule: messenger RNA, 1119 nt
Organism: Iphiclides podalirius (scarce swallowtail)
Lineage: Eukaryota; Metazoa; Arthropoda; Insecta; Lepidoptera; Papilionidae
Source: the annotation of a GenBank genome assembly
AUGUUGUGUGCAGAGGAGGCGGUCGAGAGUGCGACCAUAGGCGGCGCGGCGUGGGCCGCUCGGCGCGCACCGAUGGCCGCCAGCGGGGAGCGCGCCGACUGCGACGCACCCGGCGAGUUCCUGGCGGAGUUCCUGUCGGCGAUCAUGCGGCGCCAGUACGCGGAGGCGCUCAAGUACUGCCGCCUCAUCCUGCAGUACGAGCCGCACAACGCCACCGCGCGGGGCUUCUUCCCGCUCUUGCAGCACAAGCUUGCAGCGCACGAGGCCGCGGCUGCGUCGGCGGUUCCCGAUUCCGAGGACUUUGCGGGCGCUGACGGUUGGCACGGCUUGGAGCCAUCGGGUCGCCGCACUCGCUCCCUGCGAUCGCGCACCUCGGCGGCGGCACCAGAGGAGGCGAUGGAUCUGGAGGAGUCGGGGUCGUCGCCGCGCUCGCGGUCCGGCUCGGUGGGAUCCGCCGGCUCGUGCUCCCAGUCCUCGCUGGAGCUGGACUCCUCAGAGGCGCCCGCACGCUCCUCGCCCAGCCUCUCGCUGAGCCGCCGGACCGACCUCACAGACAGAGCAGGAGGCUCAUCUGAUGAAGUGAUCACCUCCGCUCAUGAACAUCUGCAACACCGAACGGUUUGCAAAUGCGUUGCCGGCAAGCGAGCUCGACGCCCGCGCGGUAUGGCAGGCGAGCUCGACGCCCACGCGGUAUGGCAGGCGAGCUCGACACCGCCACCUCCUGACAAAACCGUGCGUCGGCUGAGUUCAAUGAGAGUGCACUCGGCGCCAUUGGGCGCGUCGGGCGAAUGCGGUGCGUCGGGGUUGUCGGCGGCGACGGCCGAGUCCGGCGCGUGGAACGGCUCCGAGGCGUCCAUCGCGCUCAGCGGCUCGUUGGCGUCGGCCAGCGACAGCGCCGCCACGGAGCCCACCGAGCCCACCGAGCCCACGGAGCCCACGGAGCCCACGGAGCCCGACGCCGACGACAACGGCAACCCGCCCGCGAGACACGCACCCGGAAAUAUGAACCAUCGCUCUUUGGCAGAGGAUGUCCAGAACGACAACGCAGAGGACGAUACAGACUCCCAUCGGGCGUCUCGUCUCAAGAAUACUUUCUGUCAGAAACUGGGGCUUCGUCGC